GCGUGCUACAGAGCGAUCCCCGCCGGAAAAAUAGGCAGCUCAGCUUCUCAACUCCACGCUGCAGAGGUUCCAAGGGUUGAUCGCUAAAUUGGAACCUUGAUCCCUGAUACAUAAAAGGCUGAACAGGGCGGGUAAAACUUAGACGACACUUGUCGACACCAACAUCCUACAUCUUACUAAAAAGACGCUCUAUCUAAUCUUUGCGCACUGGCCUUUGAUGGGAAAUAUGGCCACCAUUACCAAGCUGCCUGCGGAGCUUGUUUACCAGAUUCUCAACAGCUUCGAGGACCACAAAACGACUCUUUGCCGACUUUCUCUCGUGUCGUCCUUCUUCGUAUCGGUGGCUCAGCAGCUUCUUUUGAGGCACUUAGUCCUAUCAGUUGAUAUAUCGCUGAAUGGCAUCAAGACUCCUUUCGACAAGAUCAUAAAAAAAUUCGACAAGACCCCGCAUCUUUCAGCGCACGUUCUGACCUUGGUGCUCUCUUCUCGACACCAAUGUAAUGAAUCCCUUGAUUCUAUCAAGCGAGCACUCGACCUUCUCAAUCGUGUCACCUCGCUACAAUCCCUCGAUCUGAAAAACACACUCAUGCUGCCUCGAUGGGACAUAAGCCCACCGAGCUCCGGCUCCUUCCUCGAAACAAACCGUCUCACUCGACUCACGAAGCUCAAGCUGAGAAGUCCAUGGAUCUCUUGGAGCAGCCUGGUUACACUCCUAUAUCUCCCAAACCUAGAACACUUAUCCCUGGAUUAUUUUCCAGACGACUUUGCAUCCCCCGCCUAUGAGAACAUUCAAGGCAGGAUCUGUGCACUCCGGUCUCUCGAGCUAGGAAUCUGGCACGCACAACGUGGGCUUCCUCUGAAGAGAUUGCUCGAGAUGACCACCAGACUGGAAGAAUUCAUGCUAAGAAUGGGCCCAGAGACAUCCUCUGGCAGGCAUUCCUAUAAUUCUUCAGAGAUCAGUCAAGCUAUGGUACCCAUACACGACACACUGAGGGUUCUUAGCAUCAGUGGGGCUGAUAGUUAUGAUGCGCAGCCCGUAUCUCCUCUCAAUUUGAGCGGUUUCAGAGUGUUAGAGAAGGUGGAAGUUUUAUCAAGUUUAUAUUUUGCAUCGUGUGAUGCGGAGAGAUGGCGAGUGGGGCAGUAUAAACUUCUGCCACGUUCGUUGGUCGAUCUGCAGAUCAACUUUGUUGAAAAGGCUCGAAUCAUUACAACAAUGGAUCCAACACCAUCCGUGCUUGAGCAUUGGCAAGUAAACUGGCUAUCAGAAUUGGCUGUCAAUAAAAACACUCACUAUCCGAAGUUCCGCUCUUUGAUUCUUCGAGAGUCGCAUAGUCAGGGGUUGGGUCGCUCGCAUGACCCCUUCGACAAAACAAAAUGCCACCAGGUGGAAUUGCCGGAGGGUGUGAAGCUGGAAUUUGAGACGAACUCUAUCUCGUUUCAGGGCUGGGCUCGCAGGUAGUUAUGAGCAUGAUGAUUGUGUUUGGAGGUGUUCUCGGGGGGG
Hyaloscypha bicolor E is the source of this 1501-nucleotide messenger RNA. RefSeq lists its product as uncharacterized. Lineage: Eukaryota; Fungi; Ascomycota; Leotiomycetes; Helotiales; Hyaloscyphaceae. Bases 218 to 1459 code for a protein of 413 amino acids. The record is from RefSeq and is a predicted model, not a curated record. The transcript is spliced from 2 exons.